Molecule: messenger RNA, 1221 nt
Organism: Colletotrichum chrysophilum
Lineage: Eukaryota; Fungi; Ascomycota; Sordariomycetes; Glomerellales; Glomerellaceae
Exons: 4
Coding region: 1-1221 (406 amino acids)
Biological process (GO): proteolysis
Molecular function (GO): serine-type endopeptidase activity
Source: RefSeq, a predicted model, not a curated record
AUGAAGUUCAAUCUCUCCAUUCUUUUGAACGGCAUUCCAUUUGCCUUUUCCCAAAUCUUGGCAGGUCGAGACCUUGCGAUUCCAAAUAAAUACAUCAUCAGUCUGAAGGCGAAUAUACCCGAGACUGCUGUUGAAAACCAUCUCAGAUGGGUGCACGAAGUCCACAAGAAGCGGAAUCUAGCCCGUCGCGACCUCGUCGGAGUUGAAAAGACCUUUGACAUCGGCUCUUUCCACGCUUAUACGGGUUCUUUCGACGAAGAAACCUUGACGGAGAUCCAAGCAAAUGAAGUCGUCGAGCGUGUGGAGCCAGAUGCUUCCAUCUAUCCGUUUAAUGUUGUGUCACAGCAGCAGGCGACAUGGGGUUUGGGCACUAUUUCCCACGUGGCCCCCAUUGAUGCCAAUGCCAGCCUUAGAGAUGGAUUCGAAUAUCGCCACGACGAAAACGGAGGAGAGGGUACAUUCGCAUAUGUGAUUGAUACUGGUGUCUGGAUCGACAACCCCGACUUCGAAGGGCGGGCCGAACUAGGAUACACAGUAUUCGCGGACAUCCCUUUCGAAGAUAGCACUGGCCAUGGCACGCAUGUUGCUGGCACUAUUGCGUCCAAAACAUGGGGAGUUGCAAAGAAAGCGCGUGUUAUUGCUAUCAAAGUAAUAGCACCUGGCCGAGGUGUCAUGUCGGACUUUAUGGAUGGAUUCUCUUGGGCUGUGAACAACAUCACGUCGAUCCCUGGUCGUGCUGCAGUGUCAGUGAUCAAUAUGAGCCUGGGCGGCCCUAUCAACUACGCAUUUGAUAGCCUGGUGCACGCAGCAUCUGAGCACGGGAUUCUGUCAGUCGUCUCCGCCGGCAACGCUGGUGUUGAUGUGAACCGCGUAUCUCCAGCUGGAGUAGUCAGUGCGAUCACGGUCGCAGCUAGCGCUGCAAACAACACUGUUCUAAGCUACAGCAACUUUGGAUCUAAAGUGGACUUGUAUGCUCCAGGAGUUGAUGUGUACUCGCUUUCAUUGGAAGUAGGAAAGGACGUAGCAUUGACUGGCACAUCUAUGGCCUCGCCCCACGUUUCUGGCCUGGUGCUGUACCUGAAGAGCCUGGAAGCCGGCCUAGACUCUGUUGAGGCAGUAACUGCCAGAAUCUUGGAGCUGGCCAAGCCGGACGUCAUUGAUGGAGUACCGGAGUACACACCCAAUCUGCUCGCAUACAACGGAGUCGAAGCAAGAUUGUAG